This is a messenger RNA of Penicillium waksmanii, 585 nucleotides long. RefSeq lists its product as uncharacterized. Gene Ontology annotation, cellular component: ribonuclease MRP complex. The record is from RefSeq and is a predicted model, not a curated record. Gene Ontology annotation, molecular function: rRNA primary transcript binding. The transcript has 2 exons. Lineage: Eukaryota; Fungi; Ascomycota; Eurotiomycetes; Eurotiales; Aspergillaceae. The coding region runs from base 1 to 585 and encodes 194 amino acids. Gene Ontology annotation, biological process: maturation of 5.8S rRNA from tricistronic rRNA transcript (SSU-rRNA, 5.8S rRNA, LSU-rRNA); nuclear-transcribed mRNA catabolic process, RNase MRP-dependent.
AUGGACCCUCAAGAGAUCCAGUCUGUCCGCUCUAUCCUACACCUAAUCUAUCACCGCAACAAAAACCAACAUCAAAAAGCAAAGUGGUGGAGAUGGCUUUCAAUGCUGAAACGCACCGUCUCGGUCCUGGCCUCACUGGACUCGAAGAAGCUUGCGACAAGCUCCCACCUGCAACAUUUGCACUUGGAUCUGAUCCCAAACUGUUAUCAGGCAUUCUCUACUGUCAUCGCCGAUAACCAAUUCUCUACCCUUGGUAUCGUACUCGUGGCUGCUCUGGCGCGUCUAGCUAAGGCGACGGGUAUGAGGUAUCCGAGCGCAAAGUCUACGCGGGUAGAAUUGAAUCAGAACUCCAAGUCUAAGCCUGCUGUUGUGAAAGCCGUGGUGGACCGUGGAGAACGGAUACGUCGCGACGGCGAUGACAAGGGCGAUGACUUGCCCAUGUUACGCAAAAAGCAGCAGCCUCAGUCCAACGACGAAGAUAAUGAGAAACCUGCCAAACUUGACAAAGAGAAGAAGAAGGUCAAGAAGAGUUCCAGCAAGAAGAAAAAGAAUGCCAUCGAUGAUCUAUUCAGCGGGUUAUUCUGA